UACGUUGUUCUUUCCUUCUUUGGUUUCCUCUCGGCUUACUCUAUUUCAGGUGUUGUUCUCGUUGUGUUUGGUUGCCUUUCGACUUGGGAUUCUCGAGAGCCCUCCACGCUUUCUUGAUGACCACCUUUCUUUAUCCUUCCCCUUACGAUAUAUAGCUAAUCCAUGGCGAUCACUCUUCUCCCUGAUAGAUCGCUGAUUUACCAGCUUUAGAACGCACCUUCUUCCCUCUACUUUGUACGGUCGCGUUUGCAUCCUGUAGCUGAGAUGUCAUGGAGCUGAGAGCCAAGGCGGCUCCUCUUGUUCCCCUUUCCAUGGAGAGAAGAUGGAUGUGGCCCUUGCUGCUGUGCUCGAUCGUCGUCAUCGUCCUCGCGGUCACCUCCUCCAACAUGAGCAUCAUCUCCUCCUUCCAGACCAUGUUCUGGAUCUUCCCUACCGUGCCGUCCGCGAACAGGACCGGCCCCGCCUUCGUCGAGUCGCAGUUAGCGUCCGCCGCUCCCCCGCCUGUAGGUUCCCGGAUUCCCCGGCUGGCCUAUUUGAUCUCCGGAUCCAAGGGCGACUUGGACCGGCUGUGGCGCACGCUGCGGGCGCUGUAUCAUCCUCGCAAUAUCUACGUCGUCCACCUGGACUUGGAGUCUCCGGCGAGCGAGAGGCUGGAGCUGGCUUUGCGCGUCGCCAACGAUACCGUGUUAUCCACCGUCGGCAACGUGCACGUCGUCGAGAAGGCUAACAUGGUUACUUACCGAGGACCGACGAUGGUGGCCAGCACACUUCAUGCCUGUGCUAUACUUCUCAAGGAGAGCAAGGAGUGGGACUGGUUCAUCAAUCUCAGUGCCUCGGAUUACCCUCUCGUCACACAAGAUGACAUACUGCAUGUUUUCUCGUCGCUGCCGAGGAACAUAAGCUUUGUCGAGCACACGAGCAGAUUGGGCUGGAAAGAGUUAGUAGCAGCAUCACCGAAUAUUUUGGGUCAAAUCAUUUCUCUGUCUUCUCCUAAUUCUGAAGAUUGCGUUUACAGGGGCCAGAGAGCAAAACCUUUGAUGGUAGAUCCUGGGCUGUACAUGACUCGCAAGACCGAUGUGUUUUGGGUGAGUCAGAAAAGAGAGGUACCGACUGCAUUCAAGCUGUUCACAGGCUCUGCAUGGGUGGCUCUGACUCGAGAAUUCGCGGAGUUCUGUGUGUGGGGAUGGGACAACCUGCCAAGAAUUCUCCUCAUGUACUAUACCAACUUCGUCUCGUCCCCCGAAGGCUACUUCCAGACGGUGAUCUGCAACGCACCCGAGUUCUCGGUCACCGUCGCCAACCACGACCUGCACUACAUCUCGUGGGACGUGCCCCCGAAGCAGCACCCUCACACCCUCUCCAUGGACGACUUGCCCAAAAUGAUCGGCAGCAACGCCCCCUUCGCCCGCAAGUUCAAACGGGACGACCCGGUGCUGGACCAGAUCGACGCGGAGCUUCUCGGCAGGGCAAAAGGAAGCUUCGUCCCUGGAGGAUGGUGUGCAGGCGCACCCCUGUGCACGGAGAUCGGUGAUCCCACGCGACUCCAGCCCGGGCCCGGGGCUGAGCGGCUCGCUGCGCUCAUGGACGUGAUCGUCCGAUCGAAGAAGUUUACUCAGAACCAGUGUAGAUAGGACAUUUUUCCUUCUUCAGGCGAACUCAGGUCGCGACAUGAUGCGCCGCCAUCGGGGCGGCACACUGUGUAGCUAAAAUAAAUGCGAAAGGAGAGAGGCCAAUCCAUUGGCCAUAGCCUGUAAUCCAGAUUAACUUCAAACUUGUCUAACCCAUGUGAUAUCACCACCGUAAACAUAUGAUCAAUCGGCGUGCAUAGAACGGC
Musa acuminata AAA Group (dessert banana) is the source of this 1834-nucleotide messenger RNA. RefSeq names its product beta-glucuronosyltransferase GlcAT14B-like. Gene Ontology annotation, molecular function: glucuronosyltransferase activity. The transcript is spliced from 3 exons. Gene Ontology annotation, cellular component: membrane. The coding region runs from base 270 to 1631 and encodes 453 amino acids. NCBI's taxonomy places the organism in Eukaryota, Viridiplantae, Streptophyta, Magnoliopsida, Zingiberales, Musaceae. The record is from RefSeq and is a predicted model, not a curated record.